Molecule: messenger RNA, 3366 nt
Organism: Purpureocillium takamizusanense
Lineage: Eukaryota; Fungi; Ascomycota; Sordariomycetes; Hypocreales; Ophiocordycipitaceae
Exons: 2
Coding region: 1-3366 (1121 amino acids)
Biological process (GO): potassium ion import across plasma membrane; sodium ion export across plasma membrane; intracellular potassium ion homeostasis
Cellular component (GO): membrane
Molecular function (GO): P-type sodium:potassium-exchanging transporter activity; ATP binding; ATP hydrolysis activity
Source: RefSeq, a predicted model, not a curated record
AUGCCCGAACCCGCCAACAAGGUCAUGGCAGCCGAGACAAGCACCGAGGCUGCCGAGAAGGAGGCCGCCGAGCGGGACACCCGCAUCACCUUCCACGACGACGUUCGCCCUGGCCGAGGCCGCACCACCGCCGGUGCCACCGGUCGUGGUAACGCUGCCGGCGGAGGCGAGGGCGGCACGUCUCGCUCCCGCUCCCGCAGACGCUCGCUCAGCCGGGCGUCCACGUCGCGCUCCAACCUCCCCAACUCCCCUUACUCGGGGGUCCAAAUCGAAUAUCGAACCCUCUCCAUCCACGUCGCCGAGUCCCGCAACGUCGACGCCUCCGACCCGGCCGACAUCAAGGCCGCCGCCGGCAAAAAGGACGACCAGGACUACUUCUCCAACCUCAACUUCCACCAGCUCGGCGCCGACCAGAUCUGCCAGCAGCUCAAUGUCUCCAAGGACCAGGGCCUGUCCGACAGCGCGGCGGCCAAUCGCCUCCAGCGCGAUGGCAAGAACACGCUCCCCAAGCCAAAGACCAACUACUGGAAGAAGAUUCUCGGUUACAUCUUUGGAGGCUUCUGCUCUGUCCUCUGGAUCGGCGUCAUCAUCUUCUUCAUCUGUUGGCGUCCCCUGAGCGACCCUCCGUCGCCCACCAACCUGGCCCUCGCUAUCCUCGUCAUCAUCGUCAUCGCCCUCCAGGCUGGCUUCUCCGCCUUCCAGGACUGGUCCACGCAGCGGACUAUGAAGUCCAUCACCGACCUGCUCCCCUCGGAGGCCCUCGUCAUGCGCGAGGGUAAACUUCAAAAAAUGUCUGCCAUCGACCUUGUCAGCGGCGACAUUGUACACCUCCAGAUCGGCAACAAGGUGCCAGCUGAUAUGCGUCUCCUGAGCCACUCGGGCGACAUCCGCUUCGACCGUGCCAUCCUGACGGGAGAGUCUGACGAGGUCGAAGGAGCCGUCGACGGCACCGACGCGAGCUUCUUGGAAAGUCGCAACAUCGCCCUCAUGGGCACCCUCGUCGUCAAUGGCAGCGGUGUGGGAGUUGUCGUCUUGACCGGAGCCAGGUCCGUCAUGGGCCGCAUCGCAAAGGCCACCGCCUCGGCCGAGGAGCGUCCUACCCUGAUCCAACGUGAGAUCUGGCGCUUCGUCCGCAUCAUCGUGUGCCUGACCAUUGUUCUCGCGCUGCUCAUCCUCUUCACUUGGGUCGGCUGGCUGAGGCGCGACCACUUUGCGUACAUGAAUGUCGUGGCUAUGCUCAACAACGUCAUGGGCUGUGUGGUCGCCUUCAUCCCUGAGGGUAUGCCUGUGGCCGUUGCGUUGACGCUGAUGAUGGUGGCGCGUCGCAUGAAGGCCGUCAACAUCCUGCCCAAGGGGCUGUCGACUGUGGAAACCCUCGGCUGCGUCAACGUCAUCUGCUCCGACAAGACGGGAACGCUGACGCAGAAUGAGAUGCAUGUCAACUCGGCUUCCUUCAUCGACCAGCCGGUUCCCGUCAGCGAGUUCCAGCACAACCUGGACGCCGAGAGCACCGAGGCUUGCAUCCUGAGGCUGUUCCAAGCCGCGUUGCUCUGCAACGAUGCCGCCUUCGAUCCGUCGACGAUUCACUUGCCAGUUGCCAGCCGCCAGGUGCAGGGCAACGCCACCGACGCCGCGGUUUUGAGGUUCGCCUCCGCGACCAAGAGGGCCGACAAAGAGCACCUGGGACUGCCCCGUGUCGCCCAGAUCCCGUUCAACUCGAAGAACAAGUGGAUGCUCACAGUUCACCAGGAGCCCGAGGCUUCUGGGGCGGCGGCCACCACCACCAACAACGAGUUUUGCGUCUUCGUCAAGGGAGCGCCCGACGUCCUGCUGCCGGCUUGCACCAGGUACUGGUCGCGCAAGACCAACUCGACGCAGCCCCUGGACGCAGCUGCGCGGGCGGCCUUCAAGCAGUACCAGGACUCCCUGUCCAAGAACGCCGAGCGCGUCAUCGUCCUCUGUGAGAAGACGAUGCGCCCCGUGAAUGCCAUCAAUACCAACGCCUUUAGCGACGAGAUUGCGGCCAAUGCCAUCAGCGAACUCACCGUCAUCGGCAUCCUUGGCAUCAUCGACCCGCCUCGCCCUGAGACCGCGGCCACCGUUGCCGAAUGCCGCCGUGCCGGAGCCAGGUUCUUCAUGGUGACGGGAGACUACGGCCUCACCGCCGCGGCCAUUGCGCGCAACACGGGCAUCUUCACCAACGAGCGCGACCCAGACACGAUCGCGACCAUCCGAUCCAAGGAAAGCCUGACGGCACACGACUUGCGCGAGGCCCGGGAGAUGGGCGAGCAGCGCAGCCUCUUGCUCGAGGGCCCGUCGCUGGCCGGUCUGGUCAACGAGGACUGGGACCUCAUCUGCGAGUAUGGCGAGAUUGUCUUUGCGCGAACGACCCCCGAGCAGAAGCUGCGCAUUGUCAGCGAGUUCCGCAAGCGCGACAACGUCGUGGCGGUGACGGGAGACGGUGUCAACGACGCUCCGGCUCUGCGGGCUGCCGACGUCGGCGUGGCCAUUGUCACGGGCAGUGACGUCGCCAUCGAAGCGGCCGACUUGGUCUUGCUCGACAAGUUCGACUCCAUCAUCGAGGCCAUCAGGCUGGGGCGGCUCGUCUUCCAGAACCUCCAAAAGGUCAUUGCCUACCUGCUCCCCGCCGGUAGCUGGUCUGAGAUCUGGCCCGUCAUCCUCAACGUCUUCUUCGGCGUGCCUCUCCCCCUGAGCUCCUUCCUCAUGAUCAUCAUCUGUGUCUUUACGGAUCUGUUCCUCUCCCUGUCGCUGAUCAUGGAGAAGGAGGAAUUUGAUCUCCUCUCGCUGCCGCCUCGCAACCACAAGCGCGACCACCUCAUCACCAUCAAGAUCUACAUCCAGGCAUACCUCUUCACGGGCUUCAUGGAGACGUGCACGGCCCACGCCAUGUUCUUCCUGUACUACUGGAAGAAGGCCGGCAUCCCCAUCAGCCAGCUCUUCUUCCUGUUCGAGGGCUACUCGGAAGGAUACCACGGCUACACGCAGGACGAGCUGACGCAGUUCAACGCCACGGGCCAGUGCGUCUACUUUGUGACGCUGGUCAUCCUGCAGUGGGGCAACAUCCUGGCCGUCAGGAACAGGAGGCUCAGCAUCCUCCAGGCCGACCCGGUGACCAAGAAGAGGCGCAACCCGUGGCUGCUGCUCAGCAUGGCCAUCAGCCUGGCCAUUGCCGUCUUCGUCACCGAGGUCCCCGGCCUCCAGACCCUCUUUGGCACGGCUUCGGUCCCGAUCGAGUUCUGGGUGAUCCCCAUCCCUCUGGCCCUGGGCAUCCUGUGCAUGGACGAGAUCCGCAAGCUGGUGGUCCGUCUGUUCCCCAACGGACCUAUUGCGCGCAUCGCAUGGUAA